GAGAUGAAAGGGGCCAGGUGAGGAGGAGACACAGGAGCGUCUCUCUCUCUCUCAGUCUCUCUCUCUCUGUGUCUGUGACGUGGUGUGUGUGUGUGAUGGAGAGAAAGCGAAACAGGUCGACUCUCCUUCAGUAGACUGUUAACCUGCACAGGAGGAAGCAGCCCUCUUCAGACUGAGAUCUCUCAGUGUGAAGGUCAAGUUGGAGAAAGAAGGGCAACUUCACUAAGAGUAAUCAGGAAAUAAGUGAAAACUGAGAGCGUCUGCAAAGCUCCAGGCUGAAGUCUCCGGCGCUCAGGUCUACAGCUCCAGCUGCCAUGACAGACACCCCCGCUUGAGCUUCUCAGUGACACCCUAUGACGGGGGAGGAUGGGUGAUGGGCCCGUGAAAUUCAGCGGACUCUUUCCUCCUUAUCCCAUCCUCUCAUGGAGCACCCUGUCACACCGAGCCCCUCCUGGAACCAUUCUCUCUCGGGCCUCCCCAUACUUCCAGCCUCUCUGCACCCAAAUAUCUCUAACGUGACCUCGCCGGCCACAAGCCUCUCAGGGGGGCUCGAUCUGAACCGGUCCUUGGCGCUGUGUGCCAUGCUCAUCAUCGAUGUACUGGCGGUGGUGGGGAACUUGGCUGUGAUGAUUGUGAUCACUAAAACGCCGCAGCUACGCAAGUUUUCCUUUGUGUUCCACCUGUGUCUGGUGGACCUGCUGGCAGCGCUGGUGUUGAUGCCUCUGGGGAUGCUGUCAGACCGAAUCCUUGCGGACGAGGCGCUGUGUCGGAGCUACCUCUGCCUGAGUGUGUGUCUAGUGAGUGCUGCCAUCCUCACCAUCUGUGCCAUCAACGUGGAGCGCUACUACUACAUCGUCCACCCCAUGCGUCAUGAGGUGAAGAUGACACUGGGGCUGGUGGUGACAGUGUUAGUGCUAAUCUGGAUUAAAGCCAUUGUUAUGUCGGUGCUGCCUCUCGUUGGAUGGCUGCUUCAGGGGAACCAGGGUGUGGGGACUCCUUCGACCCUCAUUCAGGGUCAGAGACACUGCUCACUUCACUGGACGGGAGUCAGACACACGCGGCUACUUUUCAUGGUCUUCUUUACGUUCAUCUAUUUUCUUUGCCCUAUGCUGAUCAUCCUGGUGGUCUACUGCAACAUGUUCAAGGUGGCGAGGGUAGCAGCCAUGCAGCACGGCCCCCUGCCCACUUGGAUGGACACGCCCAGACAACGCUCCGAGUCAAUCAGCAGCCACUCCACCAUGGCAGCCAGCCUCGGUGGAACUGGCGCCCGCACCACCCCACAGAGGACCUUCAGCGGUGGGAAGGCUGCGGUGGUUUUGGUGGCAGUGGGUGGCCAGUUCCUCUGCUGCUGGCUGCCAUAUUUCUACUUCCAUCUCUACACGGCGGUGGUCUCUACCUCUCCCUCCUCACUGGCCCAGCUGGAGGAUGUUGUCACAUGGAUAGGCUAUUUUUGCUUCACCUCCAACCCCUUCUUCUACGGCUUCCUGAACCGUCAAAUUCGCGAGGAGCUGGGCCGCCACCUGGCCUGCCUCUUCAAGCGGGCCGGGCCAAGCGAAGGGGAGCAGCUGCCCAGCCGCGAGGCCUCCAUCGAGGAGAACUUUUUGCAGUUCCUUCAGGGCACUGGAUGCAAUCUGGAGCCCUGCAACUCACACAUCAGAGGCAACCAAGAGGAUCCAGAGACUGAGGGCCUUCAGGAAUCAGCUGUUCAGCAGAACACGCCAGCUGACUUCCACAUCCCAGGGCAGAUCCUUGAAGAAACCUCAGAGUUCAUACAGCGACAACAGCUGAACAAUGAGCUACAUGUAUCAGAGAACUGCUACAAAACUGUGCCCGAGCUGUAGCUGCCUCUCAUGUACCGUCUCUUUUGCCAUCUAUAAUCCAUUAAAUAUAUUUAGUUUUAUUCUUAUUUUCUAAAAUGUGUUAAGUUAAUACAUAUUUUGUUCAUGCUACAACAGUGCUUUUAAGCUAACAACCAAGUGAACUGCAAAACACGUUGUCUUUUUCAAAAUAAUUUAAGUUGUGUCGAGAUUUCGGAGAAAGACGAAGACGAAUAUGUUUCAUCUUGCUCGUAUCAUGGAGCAUUACAUGUUUUCAGAGCCAUACAGUGUCAGACUGUUUUCAAUGUGAUGUUAGCUGAUGGACACUAAACUAUUGUGAUAAUCACGGGUCAGUGGUGUGACAAACAUCACAUAAAAAAAGAAUUGUUGAAACUCUGUGAGUGCAAAACUUCAGGGGAAACACCAAUGUUCACACUUGGGAAACUCUUAGAGCCAUUUAAUGACAUUUUAAGUGAAAAAGUGAAAUGUGACUUUUGAUAUGCAUUCCUUAAUUUAUUCCUCAUUUAAGUGAGGUUAAAAAAUGUUAAGUGUGAAAUAAGUCAUAAAACAUCACUGCGAUUACAUCAAAAAUGCUCUACUUCCA
This is a messenger RNA of Gymnodraco acuticeps, 2421 nucleotides long. RefSeq names its product G protein-coupled receptor 61 (gene gpr61). Gene Ontology annotation, biological process: G protein-coupled receptor signaling pathway. Bases 423 to 1841 code for a protein of 472 amino acids. The transcript has 2 exons. Gene Ontology annotation, cellular component: signaling receptor complex; endosome; plasma membrane. NCBI's taxonomy places the organism in Eukaryota, Metazoa, Chordata, Actinopteri, Perciformes, Bathydraconidae. The record is from RefSeq and is a predicted model, not a curated record. Gene Ontology annotation, molecular function: G protein-coupled receptor activity.